Molecule: messenger RNA, 822 nt
Organism: Arachis duranensis
Lineage: Eukaryota; Viridiplantae; Streptophyta; Magnoliopsida; Fabales; Fabaceae
Exons: 2
Coding region: 1-822 (273 amino acids)
Source: RefSeq, a predicted model, not a curated record
AUGGACGGUGGCGACCAAGCUGAUUGCUUUACAAAGGAACUUAAUGUGGUGCAAGGAGGACGGUACCUAUGGCAUCCCGUUGGUCAAAUGGGAGUUGGUCCAAGCUCUGAAAAAGACUGGGGGCUUGAGGGUGGGGGAUGUGCAAAUCAGUCUGUACCGGUCAAAGGGAGGCCUUGGAUGGACAUAUGCCAGCUAAAUAUCAAAGAGCAAAGGGUGCGAGAUAAAAUGGUUAGUGGUCUGGCGAUGGAAGUCGGCAACAGUAGGAAAACCCGGUUUUGGGAAGAUAAUUGGGUUCAGGGUGGUCCCCUGAAAGUGAAUUUCCCAAGACUCUUCUCUAUUUCAAGCCAACAAGGAUUUUUGAUUGGGAAUUGUGGGUUUUGGGAUGGAUUAGAAUGGAUAUGGAACUUUCAAUGGAGGAGAAAGUUAUUCCAAUGGGAGUUAGAACCUGUACAUCAACUGCAUGAGCAAAUAAGGCCAGUGAAGAUGUCGUCUGAGAACAAAGAUAGUGUGGUGUGGAAAUUUGAUAACACAGGUGUCUUUUCCACGCAAUCCUUUCUGCAGGUAAUCCAAAUGGAGACAUUGUCAGAUGAGAUCACGAGUUAUAGCUUCACAAGUGCACUAUGGAGAGGCCUGGUACCCCCAAGAAUUGAGCUUUUUGGAUUGUUUGUGCUACUUGGUCGAAUUAAUACUAAGGAGAGGUUGACUAGAUUAGGAGUUAUUAUUCAUAGUGAUAAUAUUUGCGUCCUGUGCCACAAGGGGGUAGAAACUGUUGAGCAUUUAUUUCUUCGGUGUGAGGUAACAUGGCAGGUGUGGUGCUACUAG